This is a messenger RNA of Thalassophryne amazonica, 1577 nucleotides long. RefSeq names its product homeobox protein aristaless-like 4. Gene Ontology annotation, biological process: regulation of transcription by RNA polymerase II. The transcript has 4 exons. Gene Ontology annotation, molecular function: RNA polymerase II transcription regulatory region sequence-specific DNA binding; DNA-binding transcription activator activity, RNA polymerase II-specific. The coding region runs from base 136 to 1236 and encodes 366 amino acids. NCBI's taxonomy places the organism in Eukaryota, Metazoa, Chordata, Actinopteri, Batrachoidiformes, Batrachoididae. The record is from RefSeq and is a predicted model, not a curated record.
AUUCAUUUUUCUAACCAGUGCCAGAUGUGCGAGUGUGCGUGCGUCAGUGCGAGUCUGUCAGCGCAUGUGAAUAUCCGCUGAAGGGGAGGGAAAGAAGAACCGCGUGGAUCUUUUUUUUAAUAUAACUUUUUAGGUAUGAACGCGGAUACGUGCGUCUCAUACUGCGAUAUGACAUCGAUGGAUUCGUAUUAUAGCGCAGCACAGGGCAGGGAUCAGCAGGCGAACCCGUUCAGGACUUUCCCGACCAGUGAAACCAAAUACAGCCCUGCGUUCGUUCCGGGGAAAGGGCAGGCUUACGGGGAGAAGUCCCGGAGUCCCUUCCAACAGGAGUGCCAGUCACUGGAUGGAGCGGAGGAGGGCACCUUCAACAAAUAUCAGCUGUUCGUGCAGAGGCCGAGCUGCAAAACUCCUCCAGAAGGAAACAAAGUGCACCCGGACGGUACGCACAACGGCACGCUCAUUCCCUGCUAUGUAAAAGACAGCAGUGGCCUGACAGAGACUGAGAUGUCCCAGAAUGUCGACCCUCCUGGGAUGGAAGGCACAUACCUGAACCUAAAGGAUCCCGGAGUAAAGGGUCCAACCGAUCGUCCAGGCUCUGACCUUUCCAGCCCUCUGGACAAAAGUGAGGCAGAGAGCAACAAAGGCAAGAAAAGACGCAAUCGCACAACCUUCACCAGCUACCAGUUGGAGGAACUGGAGAAGGUUUUCCAGAAGACACACUAUCCAGAUGUUUAUGCCCGUGAGCAACUGGCGCUGAGGACGGACCUGACAGAGGCUCGUGUACAGGUGUGGUUUCAGAAUCGCAGAGCCAAAUGGAGGAAACGUGAGCGUUUUGGUCAGAUGCAACAGGUCCGGACACACUUCUCUACUGCCUACGAACUGCCUCUACUCACUCGGCCUGACAACUAUGCACAGAUUCAGAACCCUUCUUGGAUCGGGAGCAGCAGCGCGGCGUCCCCAGUGCCAGGCUGUGUGGUGCCUUGUGACUCAGUCCCUUCCUGCAUGCCCCCUCAUCCUCAUGGUCCUGGAGGUGUCUCUGAUUUUCUGGGUGUACCCAGCCCAGGAAGCAGUCACAUGGGACAGACACAUAUGGGCAGCCUUUUUGGGGCUCCUGGAAUGGCUGGGGGAAUCAAUGGGUAUGAUCUUAAUGUUGAUCCAGAUCGCAAGUCCUCCAGCAUAGCUGCACUGCGCAUGAAGGCCAAGGAACACAGUGCAGCCAUUUCUUGGGCGACAUGAUGUCCCAGCUGAGGUUCAGCCAUAUUCCCCUUACAGCCCCUUCUCUAGAGCAGCCGCGGUAAGGGAGAGGAGGGAGCGUUCUUGAAAGCACUAAUGAUAACAGCGGUCAGAUGAACAGGGAGAUACUGUUGAGAGAACAAAGGUCCUUACAGCGGCCAAUGCAACCAAGAUAACAACUGUGACUAUGACAAUCAGCAGAUGCUGAGAAGGAGAGAAAUACAGAGGUGUGCCUUAGACGAAGAUGUCACUUAGUGUUCAGUCUCGAGUCCUUGAUCUGUAUUCUCACAGAAAUAUGGGGUGUAAGCUACAGUACAGGCAGAAAUAUAUCACUAGAAACUGAA